Molecule: messenger RNA, 4596 nt
Organism: Tachysurus vachellii
Lineage: Eukaryota; Metazoa; Chordata; Actinopteri; Siluriformes; Bagridae
Gene: cpne5a
Product: copine Va
Exons: 16
Coding region: 809-2221 (470 amino acids)
Biological process (GO): cellular response to calcium ion
Cellular component (GO): plasma membrane
Molecular function (GO): calcium-dependent phospholipid binding
Source: RefSeq, a predicted model, not a curated record
GACUAACAAGGAAUCAGAAUGCACUUAAUCCCCCCUGUACAUCAAAUAUUGACCACAUUUAUUUUAACAUGCAUGCUCUUUCUCAUUUUAACUUUGGUUUUAUGCAAAUGAGACUUACUCAUCCACAUGCUUUUAAACCAUAAUAACACCGCUGUGUGCACAAAGAUUAAUGUCUUUUGGAUCAGUGUCUAUUAACUAAUGAAGUAACAUCUGCUCAUCGCUAUUAACCAGUUCUUCCCUACUGAUGGGAAUUCAUUUUGAAUGUGUGGUUAGCAUAUUUUAUGUGUGCCUACGAUGCACACAUAAUGUGAAAGUUCAUUUCUAAAGGAAAUGAAAUGUUCCAUAUUUAGAUGCCCUUAUCAAAGCUUUCAGAGCUUGUUGUUAAAGAAUGAUUUUUAUUUCACAUUGCCAGACCAAAGAUAAAAAAGGUGAACAUGAAACUUAAAACAUUCAACAAUUUAGACACUUUAAUAGUAUUUCAGAUGUGGAAGCUUUGAUAGUUUAUUUUUCACCCCUGAAUAUUAUUUAAGGAUUUAUUUAACCUCUGCCACUGGUUUGCAUAUCACCAAAACAUGUUCAUUUCCAUUUUUAUUUCAGAUUAUGUUAUAUUAUUUGGUAUUCAGUGUGUAAAUGGAUUAUCGAGGGUGGUGGUUCAUCCCCACUCCCCGUCCUAUCUUCCUUUCUCUCUCCUGCUUUCACUCUCUCUUUUCUUUCCACCAUCUCUUAUACCUGACUAUAGCAGUCUUGUUUUCUUUUUUUCUUCAUUUUUAUCCUUUCUGUUACAUGAUUUACUCUGUUAUUAUUGCUAAUGACGGUGCCUGCCCGUUCUCCCUCCUGGAAGCCCUCCGAAUUCAACGACUUCCUGGGUCAGACCUUCUGCACUCUGGGUGAGAUAGUGGGGUCUCCAGCCAGUCGACUGGAAAAGCCUCUGGGGGGCAUUCCAGGGAAAAAAUGUGGCACUAUCAUUUUAACAGCAGAAGAACUGGGGAACUGCAGGGACUGUGCCACUAUGCAAUUCUGUGCCAAUAAGCUGGACAAGAAAGACUUCUUUGGUCGCUCAGAUCCUUUCAUGGUGUUCUACCGGAGUAAUGAGGACGGAACAUUUACUAUCUGCCAUAAGACUGAGGUGAUGAAAAACACACUCAACCCUGUGUGGAAACCUUUCAGCAUCCCUGUGAGAGCCCUCUGCAAUGGAGACUAUGAUAGGUCAAUUAAGGUGGAAAUAUAUGAUUGGGACAGGGAUGGCAGCCACGAUUUUAUUGGAGAAUUUACCACUAGCUACCGGGAACUGUCACGGGGCCAGAGUCAGUUCAAUGUUUAUGAGGUGGUGAAUGCCAAAAAGAAAACAAAGAAGAGAAGAUACAUCAACUCUGGAACAGUGACGUUGCUUUCAUUCUCUGUUGAGGCGGAGCAUACUUUUCUAGAUUACAUCAAAGCAGGCACUCAGAUCCAUUUCACCGUGGCUAUUGAUUUCACUGCUUCCAAUGGAAACCCAUCUCAGUCCACAUCUCUCCAUUAUAUGAACCCGUACCAGAUGAACGCCUAUGCUAUGGCACUAAAGGCUGUCGGGGAGAUCAUCCAGGAUUAUGACAGUGAUAAGAUGUUCCCUGCGCUGGGCUUUGGUGCCAAACUACCCCCUGAUGGCAGAGUGUCUCACGAGUUCCCCCUGAAUGGUAACAUAGAUAACCCAUACUGUAAUGGUAUGGAGGGGAUUCUAGAGGCGUACCACGAGAGUCUCAAGACGGUUCAGCUUUAUGGACCGACUAACUUCUCCCCAGUCAUCAAUCACGUAGCGAGAUAUGCGGCAGUAGUGGAAGACGGCUCACAGUACUUUGUGCUCCUCAUAAUCACAGAUGGAGUUAUAUCAGACAUGGCUCAGACCAAAGAAGCCAUUGUCAAAGCUGCUAAACUCCCAAUGUCCAUUAUAAUUGUUGGAGUCGGCCAGGCUGAGUUUGAUGCCAUGGUUGAGUUGGAUGGUGACGACAUCAGAAUAUCUUCAAGAGGGAAGCUGGCAGAAAGAGACAUUGUUCAGUUUGUGCCAUUCCGGGACUACAUGGACCGGACAGGGAACCAUGUCCUCAGCAUGGCGCGGCUAGCCAAAGAUGUCCUAGCGGAGAUCCCUGAUCAGUUAAUCUCUUACAUGAAAUCAAAAGGCAUCAAACCCAACCAGACUCCACCAGACUGUAGUCCUGCUGUGCUUAGCCCAACCUCCAAUAUCUGAGUUUACACAGUCCCAGUUCAGACAAGACAAAACAGGCCUUACCUCCAGGCUUCCCUCUUCAUAUCUGGAUCUUUUCACAACCUAACAGGCAUUCUCUCUACAAGUGGACAUACUAUACAGCACAAAUAAUCAAGUAUUGGCCACAGGGUAAGACUCACACUCCAUACCGUGUCUGAACAACGACCAGCGACUCUUUUAGUGUUUAUAUGCUCUUUGUGUGGCAAGAACCCUUUGAUUCUUUAUGAAAAAAUAUCUCAAUACUUGGACAGGACCUGGAUAUUCUUUCAAGCGUAGUUAACGUUCUCAUUUUGGAGUUUGUUCAGUGUGUGUUGUACAUACUGUAAUCUGAGACUUAUAGACUUCUAUUUAGGAGUCUGUACUGUAUAUCGUAAAUAAGAGAUGCUCUCCAGAGGCAAUUGCUGCGUUUCUUCAUUUGUUUUCUGCUUGCGCGGCACAGCCGCAUCAGGAAAGGUUUAUACAGUACAGUAAGUGUACAAUAGUUUUAGGACAGAGUCAUAUUCCAAUGUGUGGCAGCCACCUUUGUAAAUAUAUGAUAAAAAGAGAAUAAUUUAGGCAACUACUAGUGGUUACAGUAAGAUAUCAGUUAAUUUUAACUACACAAUGCCCUUGAAAGGAUUGCAAUAUAGUAGAUUGUACACAUUGUGUUCAUUUUAAGAUAUGGUGUUUAAGGAAUGGUGUUUUUAAGAUUUGGAGAAUUAUUUGGAGAGUAACAUUUUUGAAGGUGGCUCUCAGUGCAGACUUACUGUAGGUUACAGUUUUGAGAAAUUAUGGAAAUAUAUUCAGGUAUCAAAAGUUCAUUUAACAAAACAUAUAAACCCAAGUGCAUGAAAAGCACAAGUGUUUUCUUAACGCUUGAAAAUUUCUAAAGCAACAUAAAUAUAUAACGUUAUAUAUCACAGAAUUUGCUUCAAGAGGCACACUUGUAGAUCAGACUUACUAAAAUCUUGCAGGUUCUUGAUAUCUUUGGUCAUUUUUUUCAUCUAAAAUUACACAAAGGCUCAUGCUGAACUCACUAGGCAAAACUGUAAUCAUUGUUAAUAUUCUUAUUUCUAGUUUUUGACAGUUAAAUCUAGAUGAGUGUUAAGUUAGAAUAGGUGCUUCCUGGGAGACUUACGGUGCAUCAACACUCUCGAUGAACAGCAGGGCUUAAUCGCAUUCACUGCCGCAUUCUGAUAUACACAUCUCCAACAAUGCUGGAGUUUUACCUGCGAUUUUUAUGCAUUUUUCUAUUAAAUUCUUCAGUGAUAGCUGUGCAAUAGAUUAUGAAAAGGCUAAACUCAAACUAUUAGUGAACAUAAAUUGUGAUCAUUUAAUUAGUUGCAUGGAAUUUUCCAAUUCCAUUCAACACUGGUUUCAUAUGAUUUAGAGUGACCUUCAAUUAGUCCAUUAAAUCAAAGGUCUGCUUGAUAGAGUGACCUGUGCUCUUGAAAUCCUGAUCCUGGUUGAUUCUUUCCCCGUCCCUAUGUGAUGAUCUUUAUUGAUGUGUUAAUAUAAAUUGGGUGCAAUAACUCAUGUCUCAUAAAUGUUUAAUAAGGAUAUGCAUGUUAAAUAGCCUUAUGUUAUUACUAUCUGCAAAUAGCCUAGUCCUGAAAAUGGUCUGGUAAACCUCAGAAAGUGUGUUUGAUCAGAGUGGUAGGUUUACUUUAGAGGGUACCUUUUUCAACAACCAAUUUUGUAUUGGUUCAGUCACAAUAAGCAUGUAUAGUAUUCUGACUUAUCUGGCCAAUUGAUAUUAUAAACAGUCAUGCACAUUAUUUUGGUAAACGUUUACAAUGGAAAGGCAUGAAUGAUUUGUUAGUCAUUCCAAUGCAUUUGCUCAUUUUGGCUGUUUCAGAUUUAGUCCACUUGUAAUCUUUUUAUUUUUUGGUCAGAUUUGUUGUAUAAUAAUUUGCCUUUAAUGAUUUCUUACAAUGAUUUGUGUACAUUUUUGUUGUAUAAACUCACAAGUCAAGUGAUACCCGAUUCAGUUCAUAAUGAAGAGGAGCAAACAAUUCUUUCAGCACUAGAUACUGACUUUCACUGACUUUUUCAAACAACGAACAUCUGCUUGAGGAGAUAAUGACUGAAACAUUAUACAAGACAUGUAGACACAAAUCAGUACCAGACUGUUUUUCUUUGACAUGAUGCCACCCAUCAAGUGCCAGUGCUUACUAUAUGAGAUGUGCAUGCUGGGACUAAAACAGUCUGACGGGUUUUGUGUAACCUGCUUCCUCCUUCUCGUAUCUCAGCACUACAGUGAGAGGUCAUCCAUUGCAGCUUUUCAGCAUGAAACAACUCAUUGUUUUUGGCUUAAUUAUAAUUUUUUGUGCUUUUCCCCUCUCUUUUCCACCUCUCUAGGUUUCAGUAAAUAUGCA